Messenger RNA from Brassica rapa (field mustard), 1104 nucleotides. RefSeq lists its product as uncharacterized. Lineage: Eukaryota; Viridiplantae; Streptophyta; Magnoliopsida; Brassicales; Brassicaceae. The record is from RefSeq and is a predicted model, not a curated record.
AUGUCUGCUGAAAUGGAUAGAGCUCUCUUAGCCUUGUCUCUCAAAGAUGAUGAUGAUGGUCCUUUCACUCUACCAAAUCUACCGCAGUAUUUCGCAACUGAAAGGAAUGAAAUUCUAGAAAAAGGCAUGCAAACCUUCGAUGAUUGGGGAUUAGCAAUGGAUCGAUGGGUAGAGAAACCUCAGCCUGGAUUCCUGCAAUCAGUCUCGGUCUGGGUCAGAAUCAGCAACAUUCCGGUUAAUCAUUACACCAAAGAAGCUAUCUCUGAGCUUGGAGAUCUUAUCGGGCAUGUUGAAAAGAGAUUAACGCAUGCAAAGGAACGCUGUCCUUUUCUUGAACAUGCUCAAGGAUCUAGUGAUCAGUCAAAGGGUUUCAUGUCUAUCUCUCAGACUUCUCUUCCGCAAAGGGUUCUUGAAGCUACUGAUCCUCUGUAUGGAAUUUUAAAGGAAGAUCAAGUCGGAAUUAAUCCUCUCUCGGGUCGCCCGCGUAUUGCUCCUGAGAUUCUACAAGAGAUGCGCAAUUAUCUACUAGCUUCAAGCUCUGAAGACAGACAUGUUCGUGAACAAAGGGUCAUUGCUUCAGUGAAAGAUGCAGAAAUGAAACUGGAUUCACAGAGAUCAGUUAUGCAACUCAUCCCUACUUCGCUGUUCACUUCAGUCAUAAACAAAGGAAAAGAGAUAGUUGUCUCUGAUGAUAAUGAAGGAAAAAUGGGCCACUCUUCUAUCCCGAACCCGCAACCUAAGUUAAUGGCAGCAGCAAUCUCAUCAGGACAGACGAUGUUUAACACUACAACCAACGUUUUCUGUAAAUUGUCGCUACCAUCACUUCAACAGUCUCAGGUGAAUCCAACCAGCUCUCUGAUUACUUUCACUGCUGAACCUUCUAACUCCAAAGAGAAGGCAAUAAGGAAGCCGGGAAGAUUCAAAAGAAUUUACAACUCUCGUAAGAAGUCUCAGAAGUUACCUCAAGCUCAUGAUCACAAAGAGGUAACUGAAGGAAAUGUGAGCAAGAAAAGGAAAGCUGAAGAUGAUUUGGCAGGUGUAUCCAAAGCUGCAAAGAGCAAUACACCACAGAUGGUCCCGCGUGAGGGACCGUCCAACGCGUAA